ACUAUGGCGGACGAAGCUGGCCCUCACCAGUCUCAUUCUGAUGCCCCAAUGGCAAAUGCUACUAACGAACACAACGCUCCUGUUCCUGGUGACGUGCGUGAUACUAAAGCACCGGGUCAUCACACACAUGAGCAUGAUGUCGGGCGACUUACUCCAAGACCGACAUUCAUGGAGCAUCUGGCAGCUUCGCGUGACGAGCAAUUCCAUCUCAAGACGCGGAAUAGCGAUAUCGAUCGCUACUUUCAUGGACCUCGAGACAUGGAAAAACACACAAAAUGGCCAAUCUUUAUGCGUAUGCAUGGCAGUGUUACUCCUAAAAUGAUUGUACCGCUUGUCUUUGUAGCUGCUUGGUCGACUGCCAUUACUUGUAUUUCCCACUUUGUUCACGAUCUUGGUAUCAAUGACAUUCUACUCACCGUGCUAGGUUUCCUGGUCGGUUUGGCGUUGUCAUUCCGAAGUUCAACUGCAUAUGAAAGAUGGGCCGAUGGUCGAAAGUACUGGGCUCAGCUCGUACAAGUGUCUCGUAACCUCUCCCGUACUAUUUGGGUCAACACCAGCGAGCGCCCAGGCGAUGCUGGCAAGGAAGACCUACUGAAUAAGCUGAGCGCACUGAACCUCAUUCUCGCAUUUGCCGUUGCUCUGAAGCACAAGCUUCGUUUCGAACCGGAUGUAGCAUACGAGGACUUGGCUGGUCUUGCAGGCCACAUGGACACAUUUGCCCGAGAUGCCCAUGACCCUCACAUCGUCAGCCCUCCUCGAAAGACGCCCUGGAAGGCAGUUGGCGAAUACCUGGGUAUCUCAUUCGCCGAGUCCAACCCUCGUAAGCUCAUAAAGCGGUCUAAGAAGCCUUUGGGUCAUCUUCCCCUGGAGAUCCUUAAUCAUCUGAGCGCAUACAUUGACUCGUGCGUGGCUAAUGGCACAUUGACAUCUGGUCUACACCAGAGUCAGGCUAUUACAAUGAUGGCUACAAUGACUGAAGUUCUGACGGGUACAGAGCGGGUGCUAGACACCCCCAUGCCCUCAGCUUACAGCAUCGCCAUUGCGCAGAUUGCCUGGAUCUAUGUGCUGGUUCUUCCAUUCCAGUUAUACAGGCUGAUGAACUGGAUCACCAUCCCAGCCUCAAUGGUGGCUGCGUACAUUAUUAUCGGCCUAGCCACCAUCGGCAGUGAAAUCGAAAACCCCUUCGGCGAGGACGUCAACGACCUCCCACUGGACCAUUACUGCCGUCAAAUUGCCGGCGAGAUUGAUGUCAUUACUGCCACUCCCGCGCCGAAGGUCGCUGACUUCAUGACGCGGGAAGAUAACUUGGUCUUGUUCCCUCUCAGCGAAAAGGGAUAUCCUGAGUGGAAACAGCGUAGUGUGCAGGACAUUCGUGCGGCACUCAAAGCGAAGGUUAUCGCCAACCCGGACACAGCUCCAUCUGACGGUUCUUCUACUCUCGUGGGACUCACUUCUCUGACAAGUAAACAGUCCGUUUAA
Penicillium taxi is the source of this 1479-nucleotide messenger RNA. RefSeq names its product bestrophin family protein. The transcript has 7 exons. The record is from RefSeq and is a predicted model, not a curated record. NCBI's taxonomy places the organism in Eukaryota, Fungi, Ascomycota, Eurotiomycetes, Eurotiales, Aspergillaceae. The annotation marks the transcript as partial. Gene Ontology annotation, molecular function: chloride channel activity.